Populus nigra (black poplar) is the source of this 983-nucleotide messenger RNA. RefSeq lists its product as uncharacterized. Bases 298 to 783 code for a protein of 161 amino acids. The record is from RefSeq and is a predicted model, not a curated record. The transcript is spliced from 7 exons. Lineage: Eukaryota; Viridiplantae; Streptophyta; Magnoliopsida; Malpighiales; Salicaceae.
CUCUCUCUCUGAUUUCCCUGUCUUUCGUUCUCUGUUUGGAGCAUUUCGUCGAACGAAAGAUGCUCAUUCAUUGAGUUUCUUGAUGUUAGUAGAUAUCGUUGCUUAAAUGCACUUACAUGUUCGAUAAAAUGCUUCAGAGAGUAUUUUCUUUCCUGUUGUGUCUGAUUCCUGUUCGUUAAGAUGCCACGACAAAUUCAAGUUCAUUUCUACACGGAAAACUCUUUUUCGUUGUCCUUGUAUGAGAAUCUUGAAUAUAUAUUGGUAUAAUUUGAAAGUGCAUCCUUUUUCAUCAAUCAAAUGGAGGAGAAAUCAUUUUUGGAUAGAAUGCUUGGUCAUCUACGCGAAACAUGCAAGUACUCUACUGGGUAUCCCAAGGAUCUUGGGCCAUCACGGGUUAUUCACUUUACGUCAGAGCGUGAGUUUGUCCGCCUUCUUCACCAGGGGUACCCGGUUGUAGUAGCUUUUACCAUCAGAGGCAAUUACACCAAACACCUUGACCAGGUUCUUGAUGUAGCUGCUACUGAAUUUUAUCCACAUGUAAAAUUUUUGCGUGUUGAAUGUCCAAAAUAUCCUGGCUUUUGUAUAACUCGGCAGAGGAAGGAAUAUCCAUUCAUUGAAAUAUUCCAUAGCCCAGAACAAGCAGCUAAUCGAGGAAGGGUUGCUGGUCCAAAUAUCACGAAAUACUCUGUGAAGGCUCUUCCUUUCAACUAUGACCUGAGUGCCUAUGGAUUCAGAGAAUUUUUCAAGCGUCAUGGCAUACAAUCAUCGCGGGAGCCAAAGUAAAAAGACCUUGUCAGAAAAGCACUGGUGUAUGGCUUAAGGACCAUGCCUUGUAAAAAACAAAUAAUCUAAAUAUGGCUGAUAAGCAGUAGCGGCCUGCGGUUCAAGUAAAUGUUGUCAUGUUUAAAAGUCAUGCCUACUUAUUGUGGUACUUAAUGAAGCUUGAAAUAUUUUCAAUGAAAAAUCCUGUAUGUGUUGAAGCC